Molecule: messenger RNA, 603 nt
Organism: Macrosteles quadrilineatus (aster leafhopper)
Lineage: Eukaryota; Metazoa; Arthropoda; Insecta; Hemiptera; Cicadellidae
Exons: 1
Coding region: 1-603 (200 amino acids)
Source: RefSeq, a predicted model, not a curated record
AUGGAGGAAGGAAAUUCCCCUGACGGCACAGAGGAUGAGGCAGACGACGAGGUGCCGAACAGUCUUGCCAGAAGUGGAGGGAAUGGAGAUCCAAACACUUCAUUAGACCUGAUGGUUCAGGGGCAGGAUGGCAGUGAUGAGAGUGCCAAGGUAAGGAGCGAAGCUGGGGAUGAUCGAGACGAAGAUACUGAGAACAGUGAUGGGGAGUCAGAUUCGAGCAGUCUACGUACGUUGAGGGCUGUCGUUGCGGAAUUUGAGUAUCGAGACGAAGAUACUGAGAACAGUGAUGGGGAGUCAGAUUCGAGCAGUCUACGUACGUUGAGGGCUGUCGUUGCGGAAUUUGAGUAUCGAGACGAAGAUACUGAGAACAGUGAUGGGGAGUCAGAUUCGAGCAGUCUACGUACGUUGAGGGCUGUCGUUGCGGAAUUUGAGUAUCGAGACGAAGAUACUGAGAACAGUGAUGGGGAGUCAGAUUCGAGCAGUCUUCGCACGUUGAGGGCUGUCGUUGCGGAAUUUGAGUCGUACUUCCUCAGUGACGACUCGGAUUGGGAUUGUUUGGGUGAAGAAUUCCCUAACUACCUUACGGGCCACAAUGAAGAAUGA